This is a messenger RNA of Neocloeon triangulifer, 1030 nucleotides long. RefSeq names its product DNA repair protein complementing XP-A cells homolog (gene Xpac). Gene Ontology annotation, biological process: nucleotide-excision repair involved in interstrand cross-link repair; base-excision repair; UV-damage excision repair. NCBI's taxonomy places the organism in Eukaryota, Metazoa, Arthropoda, Insecta, Ephemeroptera, Baetidae. The coding region runs from base 139 to 1005 and encodes 288 amino acids. Gene Ontology annotation, molecular function: damaged DNA binding. The record is from RefSeq and is a predicted model, not a curated record. Gene Ontology annotation, cellular component: nucleotide-excision repair factor 1 complex. The transcript is spliced from 6 exons.
ACAAAUACACGCCCACUUCUUGUGUGUGCAUUCGCCGAACCCCUUCAAUUCAAUCUUAAUCUUAAUUAGAAGAAGUAAAUGAAUUGUAAAAUUAAAUUGUAAUUGUGUGAUUUUGGUGACAGACUAAACUUCUCCACAAUGUCGAGCACCAAAUCCAACAACUCUGGUGAAGGCAGCAGCACGUCGUGUGAAUCCUCUGGCUUUUUGACUGCCCUGCAAAAGGAGAGAAUAGAAAUAAACCGGCUAAGGGCUCUGAAGCUAAAGGAAUUGAGAGAGAAAACCAAGCCCUACACAAAUAAAAAAUGGUCAAGUUUUGGUGGUGAUGAUAAGGCAGCAUUUUUUGACAAAGACAAAAAUGUAAUGAGAGUUCAAGGCACCAAAAUGAUUGACACAAAAGGUGGAUUCUUCAUUAAAGAAACUGAUGGCGAAACAGAGAAAGAGAUAAAAAUAACUGAGGAUCCGCAACCCAUUGUGAAUGACCUUGAUAGACCUGAAUGUUUGGAAUGCAGCGAAUCAUUUGACGAUUCAUUCCUGCUGAACAAUUUUGAUUAUUCCGUUUGUGACAAAUGCAAAAACCAAGAUGAGCAACACGCACUAAUCACAAAAACCGACGCCAAAAACACUUAUUUACUCAAAGAUUGUGAUCUGGAUAAAAGGGAGCCUCCGUUGAAGUUUCUCCUUCGCAAGAACCCCCAUGAUGUCAGAUGGGGAGAGAUGAAAUUGUAUCUGCAGCUGCAGGUUGAAGAAAGGGCCCUCGAAGUCUGGGGAAAUCUUGAGGAGAUUGAAUUGGAAAGAGAACGGCGAGAUGAAAAGAGGGAGAAGAGCAAAGCCAAGAAGUAUAGCAAACACAUGAAAGGCUUGAGGAUGCAGGUGAGGAGCAGUCUUUACGACAAGACGAAAGCAAAUCAUGAGCACGAAUUUGGACCAGAAACAGAUCUUGGUGAUGAUAAUUACUCCCACACUUGCACCACUUGUGGUUACGAAGAAACCUUUGAGAAAAUGUAAUUCUGAGCAAAACUUUAAAAACUUA